Molecule: messenger RNA, 517 nt
Organism: Suillus subaureus
Lineage: Eukaryota; Fungi; Basidiomycota; Agaricomycetes; Boletales; Suillaceae
Exons: 1
Coding region: 102-371 (89 amino acids)
Source: RefSeq, a predicted model, not a curated record
UUGUGGGCGUCUUUCUCUAGGCUUGCAGAGGUAGGUGUAUUGUGCAUUUCUAUGCUGCUUCACUCCAUUGACCUGCCUAGUUUUUCCAUAGUCAACCUAGUAUGAACCCCAUUCACCUCCACACCUCCAUCAAGGUUGCAACAAGAAUACUCACCGCUAUUAUAUGUACUCUCCUGGAUCGGGUGACCGGCGAAGUUGUGAGAACAUCAGUUUGUACAGGUCGACCCCGCACCCUCGAUAGCCUUGAUGUAAACGUGAGUUAUUGCCUAGGGGGCACGCUCUUCCAAGACGACGACGACAACGGAACCAUCUCAUCUGUAUUCACCGAGACUUACAUUGACCAUGCCGAGCCUUUGGCGGUGUUGUUGUAGCACAAGAAGAGGUCAAUGGUGCUUGGGUGAGCUCCUCGAUGGACAUGAAUUUCUUGCUACGUUUCUUUUCGCGCCUGUGCCAGUGAACUCAAUAGAGCUCCAAGUACAUACCCUACUUAUGGGUCGGUCGGACUUUGAAAUUUAAA